Molecule: messenger RNA, 1561 nt
Organism: Tripterygium wilfordii
Lineage: Eukaryota; Viridiplantae; Streptophyta; Magnoliopsida; Celastrales; Celastraceae
Product: heat stress transcription factor B-4b-like
Exons: 2
Coding region: 585-1538 (317 amino acids)
Biological process (GO): regulation of transcription by RNA polymerase II
Cellular component (GO): nucleus
Molecular function (GO): RNA polymerase II cis-regulatory region sequence-specific DNA binding; DNA-binding transcription factor activity
Source: RefSeq, a predicted model, not a curated record
ACAUAACAAAAAAAUACAAAUCCUGUAUCAAGAACAAAGAAAAAAAUCCAAAAUUAUAACGAGAACAAAGAGAUAUAACUCUUUUUUAGAAGUAGGUACAGCGGCUUUGGUGCAGCAUAAUUAGCACUAUAGGGCAUUGUCAUGAAAGCUCCUCAAAUGACAAGAUUGGAGGAGCAUACGUUGAAGUCUUGAGACAUUUUCUUCACAAUAUUGAACAAAACCACCAAAAGACAAACGUCGUCGCUAAACAAAACCCACAUCAACAUCCAGAAAAACCAUAUCUGAAUGAGAGAGGGAGAAAACCACAAGAUUGGUGAAGGAAAGCAUCAUAUUCAUAUCAGAGGAGAAAACCUAAAAUCUAAUGGGAUUCUGGCACUCAUUGUCAUUGGAUCUUAGUAUAUAUAGAAUAAUUCUAUAAAUAAUUAAAUGAAUGCCUAUUUUACUGACAUGAUCAUAUGCUUCUUGAAGUUAGAAACUACAGUGGAGAGAAAAGAAAGAAAGAAAGGACAGCUUUAAGCUUUUAUUUUAGGGACAUGCACCAGGUCAGGUCAUAUGUUUCUGUUUCAUAAAGCCAUAAAAUUAUAAUGAGAGAGAGAGAGAGAGAAGGAGAUGUGCUUUUAACCCUUAUUGAUAUUGUUAAAGAGGGGAGUGGAGAGAGUGUUAAUGGAGUGGUACUGAUGGUUUUGACGAGGAUGAUUAAUGCUGAAGAAGAGAUGGUGUUCUCAUCAGUAGAACAAAAGGGAGUAACUGCACCAGCGCCAUUCUUGAGCAAGACAUACCAACUGGUAGAUGAUCCUCUCACUGACCACAUUGUGUCUUGGGGUCAAGAUCACACCUCUUUUGUUGUUUGGAGAGCUUCUGAAUUUGCUAGAGACGUCCUCCCUAACUACUUCAAGCACAACAACUUCUCAAGCUUUGUUAGGCAGCUUAACACCUAUGGAUUCAAGAAGGUGGUGGCAGAUAGAUGGGAGUUUGCAAAUGAGUAUUUCAAGAAAGGAGAGAAGCACUUACUGUCUGAAAUCCACAGAAGAAAAGCCCCUCAAAAUCACCCCCACCACCACCACCACCAAUGCCAUGAACAUCUUCAAUUUCUUCAACCAAAUCAACAACUUUUUGAUCUGAUUGAUUCUUCUCCACCAUUAACGCCAUCACCAAAAGCUCCAAAACCCAGUACUGAUCAUGAAAUUCUAAUGGCGCUGACUGAAGAUAAUCAACGGCUAAGGAGAAGAAACUACAUGCUAUUAUCACAACUCACACACAUGAAGAGCCUUUACAAUGACACUAUCGACUUCAUUCAAAGCCAAUGCGAACCAGCUGCUUUGACAUCCUAUGAUCAGCAUCACAAAGCUUAUAAUGUUAAACCAGCAGUACCUAAGCUUGUUGAGUUGGGUUCGGAGCGAUUAACCGACCAAGCUAGCCAAAGUAGUGAUGGUUUGAGUAAGUUUGUAAUUGAUGAUGAGCCAUGUGCUAGUCCUGUGAAGCUUUUUGGGGUCCAUCUAAGUGGCAAGAAGAGGCUGCACCCAGAGGUGAUUGAUUAAUUGAUCAUAUACAAAUAUAUAUC